Molecule: messenger RNA, 1657 nt
Organism: Dinoponera quadriceps
Lineage: Eukaryota; Metazoa; Arthropoda; Insecta; Hymenoptera; Formicidae
Product: SOSS complex subunit B homolog
Exons: 3
Coding region: 769-1536 (255 amino acids)
Biological process (GO): mitotic cell cycle checkpoint signaling; response to ionizing radiation; double-strand break repair via homologous recombination
Cellular component (GO): SOSS complex
Molecular function (GO): DNA binding
Source: RefSeq, a predicted model, not a curated record
UGUGGUUCUACUUACAUAUUUCACACUUAUGAUAUAAGAUUUCAGUUAAUUUCUAACUCUUUCCCUAUGAGCGCGUAAUAUUAUUUAAUAUUAAAUAUUAUAUUCUAGCCAUAUUCUUAGAAUAUCGAACUAAAUAUAAUAUUCUGAUAAUAUUCUAGUAAUAUUAUUCGACAAGGUAAGUUGGCGACACCGGCAGCACGUGACGGGCGCGCGAAAGUUGAAGGAGAAUGCGCGGCGUGCUCCAGAGGCGACGGCGGUGGCGCCCAGCGGCCGCGCGGCCAACUAGCACAAUAUGGUCGACGUUCGGCCAAUGUCGCUUAUCAACAACAUGGCGGACGCGACGAGGCUCGUCUUGUCCCUCUGAUGCACCGUCGUUGGCCAUACGUCGUGUCUCUACGGCUUCGCGCACCACCAUUCGCAAUACUCGACUCGAGCAGGUCGCAACAACACGAACGAACGAUCAUCGUCGGCUCGCUAAAAAAAAAAAAAGAGGUCGAUCGUCUUAGCGCCGAGCGUGACCAGGGGUAGGGACGAGCGGAAGUGGACAAGCUUUUACUCGGCGGAGAGGGGGAGAGGGUAUAUUUGUCACGCACUGACGUCGCCGGGUCAUUCGGUGAACGCGCGCUGUACGAAGUGCACGAAAAGAAGGACGGGUGAGAGGAGCGACGACGACGAAGAGAGAGAUAGACUCUGGCGACACAGACUCGGCGGGUCUUCGAGGUGACAAGAUCGCGCCUUCUCUUGUGAUUCUCGACUGUAUAUGUGUGCAUGCAACCCGUUGUGCGUGGUGCGAUGGAAUUCGUAAUGAUAAAGGACAUUCGACCGGGCCAAAAGAACAUCAACGUAGUGUUUAUCGUUCUAGAGGUUAGCCACCCUACUAUCACCAAAGAGAACCGCGAAGUUCGAACGUUCAAAGUGGCUGACAGCACCGCCUGCAUGAACGUCUCCAUCUGGGACGAGCCGGGUCAGCUCCUGGUGCCCGGCGACAUCGUGCGGCUCACCAAGGGAUACGCCUCGGUCUGGCGGCAGUGUCUAACUCUAUAUUCCGGCAAGACCGGCGACAUACAGAAGAUCGGGGAGUUUUGCAUGGUGAUAAACGAGCAGCUGAACAUGAGCGAGCCCAACCCGGCGUUAGCCCAGCAGUUGGUCAAUCAGAGCGGCUCGCCUGGUAGCAAUGUCAAUAACAGCAUCACCAACAACGGCAACGCGAACAGUAUGUCCGGCCAACAACCGGGCGGACGGCAGCCCUUGGCCAUCCAAAGUAACACGACGCCCGGCAGCGGUGGGACGGCUGGAGGUUCAACGGCCGCGAAAAGCGGCAACGGCAACGCCACCACCGGAGGCGGCAGCGGCGGUAGCGCGGGCGGGGGCGGCGGGGGCGGCAAUGUUAGCGGGUCCGGUCUACCCGGUAGCUCGGCGCGAUACCCGGCGUCCGGCGGCGACUCGACGACGAUCAAGGGCGGACCGGCGAACACGAAGAGCAACUCGCGCGGUCGCGGCGGCUACAGGAACGGCGGUCGCGGUGACCGGAGAUAACACAUGAGAAGGAAGCGUCUCAUCAUAUAUAUAAUUUUAAUAUUUGUCCCCAGGAAAGUGACAGUGAUGCCGUGAGCUACCGUAUGGACCUUAUUAGACCUUUAACACCUGAACGGCUAUU